UAUCGGCAAAAACCCUCGAUCGAUCGAAUCACGCACACACACACACAGUAAUACAGUGAUGCCCUUGUAAGAUUCAUAAUUGACCUUGUUGUUGUGGUUGAUGAUGGAUGCUUUUACACAAUGGCUGAUGCUGACAAAUGGGUUGCUUUGAUUCAAAAAUGUAUUUUGAGUGUGUAUGCACAAAGAAAAGGUGUUAAUUAGAGCCUAUUGUUUGCUCACCCAACAGCUGCAUCGUUUCUUCAUUUGAGCAGUUUCACAUUUCUACAUUGACAUUGACCACAAUGGCCGAAUCACCUAUAUCACUAACACACACGCAUCAACAGACAUACAGGCGGUUGAUUGCAUGAAGCAUAAAUGGGAAAAUUCCAUUCUCAGCGCCGAUAAUGAAACAGGAUUUCAUUUCAUCGCGUUAAUAAAUCUAAUCAAUAGCCCGAGGGAUUUGUUUGUUUGUUUGUUUGUUUGUUCGAAUUUCGAACCAUUCACACUGAUGAACAAUGAUGAAUGUUGAGCAUAUAAAUGUUUCAGUCUAGAAUCGUUUUUGUUGAACAUAUGAUGGAGGGCUUUCGCGUGUUGGCGAUCACGUGGUUUAUUCGUGGUGUGUUUGCUUUUCAGGACAUGACCAAGUGGCAAAUUUCCAUCAACCAGGCAGCAUCCUUUGUUCGGUGCGGUGCUACACACGAUUAUCUGGCAAAUACGGUGUCCAUGUCCAUUGUGCAAGGUCGCCUAUACCAAUUUGUACGCUCGUGUGACGAUUCUCAGUUGACUGUUAUUGUCUACGAGCUUAAACCGUCCACCACCAACGUAGAGAGGUUGGACUUGUCCAACGGUGCAAGAGCGACAUUGAAUCAAGUGGAAAAAUCGAUUGCACAGAUGAUACAAGAUACAGCAAAAGUGAUUGACCGAAUGAACAUGCGAAUCCAUCUAGCCAUUUAUUAUUCGGACAAAUUGAAACAGAUCUUGUUCCAUUUGUUCAUAUCAGAUGUGGCCAACGACAGAUUCUUUGUGAUGACUGACUUGCCGGAUGGAGAGGUGAGCUUUUUCGAUGGAGAAUGGAAGUACAAGAUGCGUUUUGCGAUUAUUAGUGACAGCAAUGCCAUUUAUGUGAUCAGUUCAUUUUACGGCCUCUCACAAUUCCUAAUCAGACAAUUUGACAAAGAUCAUGAAUCUGCUUUGGCCUAUUAUCUGUGUGUGUUUGAAAAUCCACUUACCAUUCAGCGUUCAAAGAAGCCAUGCAUUAGCACCAAAGAAGCAAUCGAUGUAUUUGGUCAUGUUCAGUAUGGAUACACAUCACAAACCAUCACAUUUCCCGUAUAUCUUUAUCUGGUUGCACCGGCCAAAAAAACAGUGUGGAUAGUCAGCGAGGGCAUUCUUGGCGAUGAAAGUCAACGUCUCUUUAAGUUGAGACGCAUCUCGUUCCAAGAAUAUUUCCAUUGUCAGCAAAAUCCGGACGCUGCCAUUCCUGGUCGAUUUUUCGCAAACAGUGACAUUUCUUGGUUCUAUUUGGCGCCCAUAUUCAUGUUGGUAUUGUCCAUCAUGUUGGCCAUUAUGUACUGUUUUAUCCGCUAUUCGCGCUCUCGUCGCCGAUACGCAAUGUCAAUUUCAACUGAACCACAACAACAACAACCGACCUUGGAAUCGGAGAUUUCGAAAACGAUCGAGGCAGAAUACGACAAAGAUGACAAAAAGACAAGAUAUCCAUUACGGAUGGCUGGACAUGAAGAGGCGGAAAACAUUUUACUACGAUCACCAGCAACUUGACUUUGGUGCUAAUGAUGAUGAUGAUGAUGAUGAUGAUGGAUUUAUUUUUUUUAAUAGAUUCAAAAUAAACACAUUUGAACUGCCAUCCAGCGGC
Dermatophagoides farinae (American house dust mite) is the source of this 1852-nucleotide messenger RNA. RefSeq lists its product as uncharacterized. The record is from RefSeq and is a predicted model, not a curated record. NCBI's taxonomy places the organism in Eukaryota, Metazoa, Arthropoda, Arachnida, Sarcoptiformes, Pyroglyphidae.